UUUUUUUUCAUUAGUAAUUAGUAAUUAAGUGUUAUCUUUCUUUUGUUUAAAAUGAACAUUUUUAUUUUUUAUUUUUUCUCUCUGUAUCUCUUGAUUUAAUGAAUGUUUGAGUAGGAAAAUGGGUAAAGCUCCAUCGCUCCUCCUCUCGAUUUCGCUAUGCUGUUUUUGGAUAGCAAUAUCAAAUGCUGAGUAUGCAAUAUACCAAAACCCAAAACAACCCAUAUCCAAGAGGAUUAAAGAUCUCUUAGUAAGGAUGACCUUGGAGGAAAAAAUCGGGCAAAUGGCACAAAUCGAUCUAUCCGUAGCAACACCCGAGGUCGUCAAAAAGUAUAAAAUAGGCAGUGUAUUGAGUGGUGGAAUUAGUACGCCUUCCUCAACAGCAUCGCCCGAGACAUGGAUUGAUAUUGUUAACGGUUUUCAGAAGGCUUCUUUAUCGACCCGUCUGAAAAUACCGACUUUGUAUGGAAUUGAUGCAGUCCAUGGACACAGUGAUGUUUAUAGAGCUACCAUUUUUCCUCAUAAUGUAGGCCUUGGAGCUACUAGGCAAUUGUGGGGAUAUAUUGGAAUCAAAACUCAUCAAAACUCAAGAGUAGGACAUGAGUUUGCAUUAUUGAGAGGGUGCUUGCAAAAAGUUAAAAGUUGGUGGGGAAAAGAGGUGUCCAGAGAUCCCCAGUUGGUGAAGAGAAUUGGUGCUGCAACUGCUCUUGAAGUCAGAGCUACAGGAAUCCAUUUUGCCUUUGCACCAUGUGUUGCUGUUUGUCGUGAUCCAAGAUGGGGUCGAUGUUUGGAAAGCUUUAGCGAAGACACAAAAUUAGUCCAAGAAAUGACUGAGAUUAUAGCUGGGCUGCAAGGAGAUAUACCCCAUAAUUUUCCAAAGGGUGUCCCAUUUAUCGGUGGACAGGAGAAAGUGUUGGCAUCCGCCAAACACUUUGUGGCGGAUGGUGGGACCAUGAAAGGCAUAAACGAGAAUAACACAUUGACGAAAAGGCACGACUUGUUGAGAAUCCAUAUGCCUCCUUACUACACCUCAAUCAUAAAGGGCGUUGGGACUAUCAUGAUAUCCUACUCGAGCUGGAAUGGCGUAAAGAUGCAUGCUAAUCGUGACCUCAUAACCGGCUUUCUCAAAAACACCUUGAAGUUCAGGGGAUUUGUCAUAUCAGAUUGGCUGGGCAUAGACAAAAUCACGACCCCGCCUCAUGCCAACUACACGUAUUCGCUCUUAGCUGGCGUCGGUGCUGGAAUUGACAUGAUUAUGAUUCCAUACAACUACACAGAAUUUAUCGAUGGUCUAACUUCGUUAGUGAAGAACAACUUUAUCCCCAUUACACGAAUAGAUGAUGCCGUGAGAAGAAUCCUAAGAGUCAAGUUCAUUAUGGGGUUAUUCGAACAUCCACUGGCCGAUUACAGCAAGGAACACAGAGAGCUGGCUAGGGAAGCAGUACGAAAAUCGCUCGUGCUACUAAAGAACGGGGAAUCUGCAGAUAAGCCAUUAUUGCCGCUUUCUAAGAAGGCAUCGAAGAUUCUUGUGGCUGGGACCCACGCGAACAAUAUCGGCAACCAAUGUGGAGGAUGGACGAUCGAAUGGCAGGGAAAGCCUGGCAAUAUUACAAACGCUGUCGAUCACAACACAAAAGUUGUUUAUAGAGAAAAUCCGGACACCACAUACGUAAAAUCAAACAAUUUCUCGUACGCCAUUGUUGUGGUGGGAGAGAAGCCGUAUGCCGAAACAAGAGGAGACAGCCUAAACCUAACUAUUCCCGAGCCAGGGCCCACAAUUAUCACAAAUGUGUGCGCCUCCUCGGUUAAGUGCAUUGUGGUUUUGGUUACAGGCCGUCCGGUUGUGAUUCAGCCGUAUCUAUGGCAAAUUGAUGCCCUUGUGGCGGCUUGGCUACCGGGAACCGAAGGCCAUGGCGUGGCUGAUGUUUUGUUCGGGGACUAUGGUUUUGGCGGGAAACUUCCACGUACGUGGUUCAAGACUGUUGACCAACUCCCGAUGAACGUUGGCGAUCGACAUUAUGACCCGUUGUUCCCGUUCGGAAUUGUCGGAUCAAAGCAAUAUUCAGUUUGA
Striga asiatica is the source of this 2068-nucleotide messenger RNA. The record is from the annotation of a GenBank genome assembly. NCBI's taxonomy places the organism in Eukaryota, Viridiplantae, Streptophyta, Magnoliopsida, Lamiales, Orobanchaceae.